Molecule: messenger RNA, 2342 nt
Organism: Egretta garzetta (little egret)
Lineage: Eukaryota; Metazoa; Chordata; Aves; Pelecaniformes; Ardeidae
Gene: HACD2
Product: 3-hydroxyacyl-CoA dehydratase 2
Exons: 5
Coding region: 172-600 (142 amino acids)
Biological process (GO): very long-chain fatty acid biosynthetic process; fatty acid elongation; sphingolipid biosynthetic process
Cellular component (GO): endoplasmic reticulum membrane
Molecular function (GO): 3-hydroxyacyl-CoA dehydratase activity
Source: RefSeq, a predicted model, not a curated record
GUUCCCUCUUCUGUUGUUCUGACUGCUUUCCAAGUGAUGUCAAGGGUUUUCCUGACGUGGGCAGUAACACAUAGUGUAAAAGAGAGAGCAUGCAGUCUCACCUGGGGAGAUGUACUGAAAGUGUCACGAGUGUUCUACUUUUUCUAAAGGCUGACUGCACAAGUGAGCUCCAUGGUGAAGUCCAGGAUUAAAUUCUCACACAGCUUUAUGGAACUUGUACAAACUGAAGAUAGUGUCCUGUUGUUUGUGGUGGCCUGGACAAUCACGGAGAUAAUCCGCUAUUCUUUUUAUACAUUUAGCUUGUUAAACCAUCUCCCUUAUCUCAUCAAAUGGGCCAGGUACACUUUGUUUAUAGUACUAUAUCCAAUGGGAGUCUCAGGCGAAUUGCUCACCAUAUAUGCUGCAUUACCCUUCGUCAGGCAGUCUGGCUUGUAUUCCAUUAGUUUACCUAACAAGUACAAUUUUUCUUUUGACUACUAUACAUUCCUGAUCCUGGUUAUGAUCUCUUACAUUCCAAUCUUUCCUCAGCUGUAUUUUCAUAUGCUACAUCAGAGGCGAAAGGUACUCUCCCACACUGAAGAACACAAGAAGUCAGAGUAAAUCCAACUUUUUCAGAACUUUACAAACAUCAAAAUGCUGCAGAUUUUUCAAUACCCAGCACAUUUAUAAAGAAUGUACCAGGAUAAAAUAAGUCAGAGGUAAAAGACCAAUAAUUUAGCAAAAAUAACCAAUAAAUCUCAUUUCACUGAAAUUUCACAAUGUAAAGCAUUGAAAUAAUUUUCAGCUUGCAGUGCUUCAGAAAACUUUUAAACUUUAUAUGGCUUGGCAGUUAGCCUUUUCCUUUUCCUUAAAUGAUGUGCUAAAUGGUUUUCAUUUAUUACUAAAUGCCUGAAGGUUGCAGUAUGAGUGAUGAAGUUGUACCCACUAAAUGCUUGAAUUGGGAUUAUAUUACUGAUACCUCUUUUUUUUUAAGUGCUUGACUGCAUGCCCGAAACUGUAUGUAUUGCUGUGAAAGCAAACAAUAUGCUCUGGAAUACUUCAGGAUUUUGUCAGAGACUCCAGUGGACAAUGUAAUCCGGGCAAAGUGUUUGAAUGUAGGAAGGUAGGUUGCAUAUUUAAAAGGUGAUGGGAACAAGAACAGGAAACCAGUUAUGGGAAAUGAGGGGAAUGUGGUUCUUUAGGAAUUUAGAACAGUAGGGUGUCUGACCAGACUCUGUUCUCUGAAGAUCUUGUUUAAGCUGAUUACUCAAAUGCUAAUGUUAAUUCAGAGGCUAUAAUGCUUAUCUGAAACGUUAAAACUCCUUAAGGUACUGCAUCCCUGGAUACCUUUUUAAAUAUCUUAAAAAAAAUUAUACCAACUGUAAUAUUUCUAAUGAUAUCAGUAAUGAAUCUAAACAAUACAAGGAGACAGGUCACCCAGAAACAGGUGCAGUUCUCUCUUUUUUUACUUUAAAUUAUCAUCUCUACUCACUUUCCACUAUCUCAGUGGUACUCAUCUUUCAGUGUUGAGGACUAUUUGGUCUACUGUGAAAUCAUUUGAGGGCCUUGUUCCUCAACCUAACUUUUCUCAAGUGACUAAUGUGUAUCACACUGGCACAUCCAAGCAGGCAGUUCCAGGCGCUUGGCUUCUGAAAUGUUGCAAAGUCAUAAGCUCCUUCUUUGAAAGCAGAUUAUCUCAUGUGUUACAUGCUGCUUUUGCAGAUUGGACAAGCCUCCCCUCAUCCACCGUUUUGAAAGAGCUGAAGACCAUAGCAAGUUAAAUUUUCCUAGGUGCUUUCUCUGGGUUCUCAGACUAAGCCUUCCCUUGGGAAGGUAAAACAGAAAAUGAAGGAACUGAGAAAACCUUGUGGCGAGGUGGAAUGUACUAAUGCUGGGUGUGCAGUGCCCCAAGUUAUGAUCAGACUGUUGGUUGGGGGUGGGGAUCAAUGGAGGGGACCAAGGGAGCAGGAAAAUGAACAGAUAUCCAAGCAAAGGCAAAAGGAAAUGUAGGUUAUGGUCUUUGCUCUGUUAGGAAUUGAUAGUCAAAUAGUCCUGUCUUCACCCAAUCAGAACCGCUAGACAACAACAGAAGGGCUUCUCUGGCUUCCCUCUUGUAAUGUCAUGAUUUAAUGCAUAAGUGAGGUGUGACCACUACCAUGGUACCUGCCAUACCAGUCUCGUGCUGUGCCUGCCAGCACCUCCUCCUGGACGUGGCCCGUUUCUGUGUCCCAUUUACUUGUGCUUGAUGCAUUGCAGCUCUCCCUAAACAUCGCCAGUGUACUAAGGGCACAGGCUCUCUGUUCUAGCAUCUGGGGAGAGCUGGAUUUACAAUUAUUUCGGUUUAUGCUUGUCAGAGCUAUAUU